AUGCUUCCCAAUCGCAAUAGCGCGUCGGCUGGCUCGGGGCACCAUGUCCCUGCCGUCGCCGCCGUUGAUGCCACCGUCGACACGCAGCGCUCUGCCACUCCGCGCAUGACGGCGUCACGCUCCAACACUGACCCGACCGUGGCCCUCAGUCGGGGUACCGGUGCAGCAGCUCGAGCACAUGUAGGGCAACACGAGCUCGAGACCAUACACUCCAAGGCACCCCUCGCCGCCGCGACCAAGACCGACAGCGUUGACGAUGCCGCCACCAGCGCCGCUGCGAGCACCUCCGUCCGGCUCGCCAAGCCUUCCUUGCGCGACCGCCUGGGCCACCUCCGACCCGAGCUCCUUGCCAGUAAUAAACGACGUCGACAAAUGCACGGCAUGCUCUGGAAAGAAAAGGCCAAAGCCCGUGUCGCCGCCGCCUACCAAUCUGUCAUCAUCGAAGGCCUCCUGCGUCGGAAACCGCUGCCGCCGUCGCGCGAUGGUCGCCACAUUCCCAUGAACCACCCGGACAGCCUGGUCGAUGAGCGCAGCAGCCGCCACUACUGCAGCAACUUCAUCCGGUCCUCGCGCUACACCGUGUAUGACUUCGUCCCAAAGCAGCUGCUCUUCCAGUUCAGCAAACUGGGCAACUUUUACUUUCUCGUCAUGGGCAUCCUGCAGACUAUUCCAGGGUUGAGCACCGUCGGGCAGUGGACGACCAUUGGACCUCUGCUUGCAUUUGUGGCAUUUAGCAUGGCCAAGGAAGGACUGGACGACUACCGAAGAUAUCAGCUUGACAAAUCCGAGAAUCGAAGCAACACGCUGGUGCUAUCACGUAAUGACGGCCGAAAACGAAAGCCGGCUCAUAUGAAGACGGCGAUGAAGCGUAUAAAGUACUUCAACGACAAGGAUGAGGUGGCUGUGGAAGAGAUUGCUCUCGGUGAUGUUGAACAGAGCCCUGCUAACUCCGACUGGGUUGAGCUUGACUGGCAGCAAGUUCGCGUCGGUGACAUUGUCCGCCUGCAGCGUGACGAGGAUGUACCCGCCGAUAUGGUUCUCCUACACGCCACAGGUCCCAAUAGUGUUGCCUAUAUCGAGACCAUGGCCCUGGAUGGCGAGACGAAUCUCAAAGCCAAGCAAGCCUGCCCGCCACUUGCCGAGCGCUGUGCCACCGUUGACGGCUUGCGCAAGACGCAGGCGACUAUCGUAUCCGAAGAUCCCAACAUUGAUCUGUAUAGCUACGACGGCAGGGUAGUCAUCGGUAGCGAGACACUACCUCUGACUCUCAACAAUGUCGUCUACCGCGGCUCGACUCUGCGUAACACUUCUGAGGCCAUUGGUCUCGUCGUCAACUCGGGCGAAGAAUGCAAGAUACGCAUGAACGCCCACAAAAAUGUGCGCACCAAGAAGCCUGCCAUGCAAUCUGCCGUCAAUAAAAUCAUCUUCUUUCAAAUCUUCAUCGUCGUCAUGCUCGCUGUUGGCUUCACCAUUGGUUAUUACCUGUGGGAAGAAGACGUCGAGAACAAGUCCUUCUACCUCUACCGAAAGGGUGUCUACGACGCCGCCGUACCGUUUCGAGAAAUCUUUUUCGGUUUUCUCAUCAUGUUCAAUACCCUCAUCCCGCUGUCACUAUAUAUCAGCUUGGAAAUUGUGAAGCUGGGCCAGUUGCUGCUGCUGCAUGAUGCUGACAUGUAUGACCCUGUAUCGGACACCCCCAUGGUGGCCAACACAACGACAAUUCUGGAAAAUUUGGGACAGAUCAGCUAUGUCUUCUCGGACAAAACCGGCACGUUGACGGAAAAUCUCAUGCGGUUUCGCAAGCUUUCUGUUGCUGGUGUAUCCGUAUUGCACGACAUGGACGUCUUGCGAGACGAACGGGCCAAGCAAGACAAGCUGAAUACAUACAAGACCUCAAAGAAGCGCGGAAGGCAGCAGGCAAAUGCCGUGACGUCGGCAGAACCAGUUGGGCGCACAUCUACUGGCUCUCUUACUCACUGGAAGUCAUCCGUCCGGCCCAACGACGAACCUGACAUGAAGACUGAGGAAUUACUCGAAUACAUUCACUUGAAACCGAAUACCGCCUUCUCCCGCAAAGCCAAACACUUUCUUCUCUGCAUUGCUCUCUGCCACACGUGCUUACCCGAAUCCAAGGAUGAUGGCUCCAUUCAUUUCCAGGCUGCGUCUCCCGACGAGCUGGCACUAGUGGAAGCGGCACAAGACUUGGAAUACCUAGUCAUUGAUCGACCGGCUCAGACCAUCAAGUUGCAAAUCAAGGACGCGGAGGGAAACAAGGCCGUGGAAUCUUACCAAGUUCUGGACGUGAUUGAAUUCAGCAGUCUGCGAAAACGCAUGUCCAUUAUCGUUCGCAUGCCCGACAAGACGAUUUGCGUCAUCUGCAAAGGUGCUGACAAUGUCAUCACUUCGCGUCUGAAAUUGAGUCACCUCGCCGAACAAAAGGCGCGUGACAUUGGCCAUAGAGCCAGCAUGCGAAAGACGUUUGAGAAGAACAAGGCGCUGCAAAGGAUGAGCAUGCAAAUGAGUGCCCGUUCGACUCCCAGAAACAGCCUGACCAUUCGGAACCGCGACUCGACGGACUUCCGCGAGGGUCUGCGACAAAGUAUCGGCCGUCGCUCUGUAGAUGGCAAUCGAUUGGGCGAGGGCCAGUCCUCAUGGCUUCAGCGACGUCGGACCGAGGAAAUGGCCACUCCACGCCACUCGGUUGACUUGCUAAAGUCCAACAGACGCAGCCUCAGCCGCGUUGCCUCGUUCGAUGCCAUUGACCGCCGCGUUGAUGAGAGCAUCGCAUCGAGCGACGCUGCCAUAUUCGAAAGGUGUUUCCAGCAUGUUGACGACUUUGCGACUGAAGGCUUACGCACGCUACUCUACGGCUACCGCUAUAUUGACGAAGACACGUACGCGAAAUGGAAAGCGCAGUAUCGCGAAGCAGAGACAAGUCUCGUUGAUCGUCAACAGCGGAUAGAGGUAGCCGGUGAUUUGAUUGAGCACAAGUUUGAUCUGGCUGGCGCGACAGCCAUUGAAGACAAGUUGCAGGAUGGUGUGCCAGAAACCAUUGACAAGCUGACACGCGCCAACAUUAAAGUAUGGAUGCUCACCGGUGACAAGCGUGAGACGGCAAUCAAUAUUGCGCACUCGGCGCACGUCUGCAAGCCAUAUUCAGAGCUGUAUAUCCUGGAUGCCAACGCUGCCGGAGCGCUGACGGACCAGCUUACCAUGACCCUCACCGACGUCAGUCGCGGCAUGGCACCCCAUACCGUGUUGGUCGUGGAUGGCCAGACUCUCACCAAGAUUGAUGCGGAUGACGAACUGUCCAUCCUCUUCUACGACCUUGUCAUUCGUGUUGACUCCAUCAUUUGCUGCCGUGCGUCCCCCUCGCAAAAGGCCGAGCUCGUCAAGGCCAUCCGGCGCUACGUCCCAGGCAGCAUGACGCUGGCCAUCGGCGAUGGUGCCAACGACAUUGGCAUGAUCCAAGCCUCGCACGUUGGCAUCGGUAUAUCUGGCCGCGAAGGCCUGCAGGCUGCACGCAUCUCAGACUACUCCAUCGCGCAGUUUCGCUUCCUGCAGAAGCUCCUCUUUGUUCACGGGCGUUGGAACUAUCUCCGCACAGGCAAGUAUGUGCUGGCCACGUUCUGGAAGGAAAUUUUCUUCUAUCUCCUUCAAGCGCAUUUCCAGCGCUUCACAGGCUACACGGGCACGUCGCUGUUCCAAUCGACUAGCAUUGCAAUGUUCAAUACCCUAUUUACAUCAUUGGCUGUCAUCCUACCUGGAAUUUUCGAGCGGGACCUGCGGGCAGAGACGCUCUUGGCCGUACCAGAGCUGUACACCUUUGGCCAGCGGAACAAGGCAUUCAAUUACCGGUUGUACAUCGGGUGGAUGCUCAUGGGAAUUGCGAGCAGCUUCAUCGUCUACUACAUCACCUGGGCCGUGUACAACUCGGCCCUCUUCACUGAGGACACUUCCCUUUACGCCAUGGGCACGAUAUGCUUUACAGUCGGCGUCAUCUUCAUCAACACGAAGUUAUUCAUCCUGGAACUGCACAGCAAGACGGUCAUUACGUUUGCCGGGUACAUUAUUACUAUUGGUGGCUGGUUCAUCUGGCUUCUGAUCCUCAACAAGCUCAUGUCCGCAAGCAUGAAUGUCUACCUGGUUCAUGAUGCAUUCACGCGCAACUUUGGUACGCACCUUGGGUGGUGGACGACGCUCCUCGUCGCUCUCACCGGGCCCAUCAUGCUGGAGCUCGUUGUGCAGGGCGUGCGCAGGGUGUACUGGCCGACAGACACGGACCUCAUGCAGCGGAUGGAAAAGGACGCCGAUGUGCUGGAGAUCCAGGCACGCUUUGACCGGGACCCGGAGGCCCACCACACGCAUGCCAGCGACGACGAGCAAGUCAUUCCGGAUGACCACCGCGGCGGGAGGGCAGGCCUCGGCGCGGCAAAAGUCAGCCAGGAGCUUGAGCGCGGUGCUGCCGUGCCCGGGCGAUUCUCGUUGUCGGACACGCCGCGGAGGCCGCCGGCGGUUCGGGCGAGUCUGGACGAGUACAGGCCGUCGCAGUUUACGCCUCUGACGGAGGAGCAGGAGAAUCCGUCCACCAAACCUAGCACAAAGCUGGAGCGGAUUCGGGACGACUAG
Messenger RNA from Cordyceps fumosorosea ARSEF 2679, 4629 nucleotides. RefSeq names its product ATPase, P-type, phospholipid-translocating, flippase. Gene Ontology annotation, cellular component: plasma membrane. Lineage: Eukaryota; Fungi; Ascomycota; Sordariomycetes; Hypocreales; Cordycipitaceae. Gene Ontology annotation, biological process: endocytic recycling; phospholipid translocation; intracellular protein transport. The coding region runs from base 1 to 4629 and encodes 1542 amino acids. The record is from RefSeq and is a predicted model, not a curated record. The transcript has a single exon. Gene Ontology annotation, molecular function: ATP hydrolysis activity; ATP binding; ATPase-coupled intramembrane lipid carrier activity.